AUGCUCUCAGCGUUCGGCGCUGGCUGUGUAGCCGCUUUCCUGCUCAGAAGGUUUCACUCUUCGAAUCACACGAAAUCAGCGUGUGGCUAUGCCUUGGUCAACUGGGUUCAAGCCAUGUUGGGCUCUUUAGGCAUGACGACGGUCAUGGACAAUGACUACGGCCAUCGUUGGCGCAGUUGGCGCACGGUUCUUGUGUAUUGCAGGUUGCUGCUGUAUGUCAUUGGCUUACUUUGGAUGCAGGCUCUGAUCCUUUCCCGAUUGGAUUUUCUGGAGCGGUCUUCCAACCGAAAGUAUUGCAGCCGCUGCUUUCGGCGGCUGGUGCUGGUGCAAGCAAUCGGGGCAGUAGCACUCACUCUGACGUUGGGAGGGCUUGUCAUCUAUCCACAGAUAACUUCGCCUCACGGGGAAACUCAACGUCUGAUUGCGAUUAAGCUCACGACACUGAUGACAAUUGUACCUGCAAUUUGCUUGUGCAACGUGGUGGCCAGCAUCGUCGCCAUUUCCUCCUUCAGCAAAGCUUUCUGUCAGUUGCGCAGAAUUUCGCGGCUUGCGAACGGCACGCAAGCGCCAACUUCUGCCAAGUCUGCCCUGCAACGUACCAAACGCCUUGCUGGCUGGCAAGCAGUGGGAGUUUCCUUCAGUUUGGUCUUCAGUCUCAUACUUGUUCCAGCAUGUCUUGUUGUAAUCGAUUUCUGGCACAUCUUCCCCUGGAGCGAGAACGUGUUGCUGUGGGUUGGUUGGGUUUGCUUCUUCAUUCAGUUCUUGGACCCACUUGGAAAUGCCUUUGCCGUGCUCCUACUGUCUGGUAGCCACAGGUUGACCAAAACUGAACCCAGCCAAAGCAUCGAAUGGCCUUGCAGGCCGAAACCCUGUGACCAGAACACACAUAAGCCAACUUCGGAAGAUCCGAGCUGGACGCGGAAAGUGGAGGAACUUGCACGGCGCGGCAUGACUCUGCAGAGUCUGUUGCAGUUUUAUCAGACGAAGAUUCCAACUGUGCAAGGAUGGACGUAUGCCCCAGAAGAGCACAAAACCAAAGAUGUGGUCCGCAGGGUGAUCAUACCUCUCACCAGCAGCGAGGAACGUGCCUAUGCAGUGUCAAGUCACAACCAGGACGGGCCCCGCAGGGCGCAAGUCAUGGUGACCCACAACUGGGGCAACCGCUUCGACGACCUCUUGGCCGCGGUAUUGGCAGAUGCCCUGCAGGAGUGCAGUUUCAACUUGCCAGCUCGGCUGCUUAAGCAGGACACCGCUUUGCUGCAGCAGCUGCUGGGAAAGAUGGGGCGGUUGGAUGCAACCUAUUGGAUCUGCGCCUUUGCCGUGAACCAACACGCCACAAUUUGCCACAGCAAUCCACAUGACCGAGAUCCCUUGAGCAAUUUGCUACAUCCAGUGUGCCAUUGUAGUUGCGUCAACAUCAGUGACCCAGACGGCCGGAGUGUAGAAUCUGAGGUCAACAAGUUUGAUGAUAUGAUGUACCACCUGGCCACCACUGGAAAGUGCAGACAGGUCAUCGCAGUGGACAAAUCUUUGGACCUGUUCCGUCGCGCCUGGUGUGUGGCCGAAAUUGCCGAGGCCCGGCGUUUGCAGAUGGAUCAGUCACUGAAACUGUCCUCCAAAGCAACCCUGCAGGAAGGGGCACAGACGCUAGAGAACUUGGAUGUGAGGGAGAUGCAAGCGUCUUGUGAACGAGACAAAGAGCUGAUCCUUGCAAGGAUCGAGGACAUAGACGAUUUCAAUGCCAAAGUUCAAGCGUUGAUUUGGGAUCCGAAGUCAGGCCUUGUUGCCUCUUGGGCCGCCAUGGAUAGCCUACAGCAGAUAGGUGAAGCGGGCCGGCUCAUUAAGUGGGGCCUGGCUGACGCAGGCAGUGGAAGGGUGUGGAAAGCUUGGGAAACCCAGGGCUGA
This is a messenger RNA of Symbiodinium sp. CCMP2592, 1905 nucleotides long. Lineage: Eukaryota; Dinophyceae; Suessiales; Symbiodiniaceae. The record is from the annotation of a GenBank genome assembly.